AUGGGGAAAAGGAUUGGAACGCCUUCAACUCCCUAUUAUGUUAAGAGAGGCAAUAGGUCAAGUUUGAGAGAUUUCCACCAAGAGGGUUCUGCUACAAUUUCACAGAAAACAAAACAGUUUCAGUCGGUUGCUGCUAGCUCAGGUAGAGCAGUUGGAGAAAGAAUAGUAUUAGACAUGUGGAAAAGUGCAUCGGGAAAUUGGAACCAAGCUCCGGAGACGAACAAAACUAAGGGUAAAAGAAAAAUGCCUGAUAAAUUAGGCUCACGUUUUGGAUACAUGGCAAGGAAAGUCAGUGAUGCUAAGUCAGUUUUGAGAUUUAUUUAUAAGAAUAUAUUCACUCGCUUUGACACACCAAGAGCAUUCAUUAGUGAUAAAGGUUCCCAAUUCAAAUACAAGCAAGUUAUCAAUGCUUUGCAAAAAUAUGGAGUGAAGUAUCGUAUUGCUACAAUUUAUCAUCCUCAAUCCAACGGUCAAGUAGAAGUCUCCAAUCAGGAAAUUAAGAAAAUCUUGGAGAAGGUUAUGAACCUUUUUAAGAAAGAAUGGUCUUUGCGCCAAGAUGAAGCAUUGUGGGCAUAUAGGACAGCCUACAAAACCCCAUUAAGAAUGUCUUUGUUUCGCCUUGUUUAUGGAAAAGCUUGCCAUUUGCCCAUGGAGCUGGAGCAUAAAACAAUGUGGGCCCCUAAAAGGUUAAAUUUUGACUUUAAUGUUGUUGGCGAGAAGAGAAUGAUGGACUUGAAUAAACUUGAAGUGCUUCGCAAUGAUGCCUAUGAAAGUUCCAGAAUAUACAAAGAAAAGAGCAAGAGAUGGCAUAACAAAUACAUUUUGCCACGACAAUUCCAUGUUGGGCAACUUGUGUUGCUAUUUAAUUCUCGAUUGAAGUUAUUUUCGAGGAAACUAAGGUUUCAUUGGUCAGGGCCAUUCGAAAUUGUUGAAGUUUAUCCUCAUGGAGCCUUGUUAAUCAAGAACUUGGUGGAUGGGAGCACGUUUAAAGUCAAUGGACAACAUUUGAAGCAUUAUUGCAAAGAACAACCUCAACAUAUUGCUUCCAUUUCACUAAGCGAAUUCCCAUCUCUUUAA
This is a messenger RNA of Hibiscus syriacus, 1077 nucleotides long. RefSeq lists its product as uncharacterized. Gene Ontology annotation, molecular function: nucleic acid binding. The record is from RefSeq and is a predicted model, not a curated record. The coding region runs from base 1 to 1077 and encodes 358 amino acids. Gene Ontology annotation, biological process: DNA integration. NCBI's taxonomy places the organism in Eukaryota, Viridiplantae, Streptophyta, Magnoliopsida, Malvales, Malvaceae. The transcript is spliced from 3 exons.